Molecule: messenger RNA, 2113 nt
Organism: Zingiber officinale
Lineage: Eukaryota; Viridiplantae; Streptophyta; Magnoliopsida; Zingiberales; Zingiberaceae
Product: vacuolar sorting protein 18-like
Exons: 13
Coding region: 1-1836 (611 amino acids)
Biological process (GO): intracellular protein transport; vacuole organization; endosome organization
Cellular component (GO): HOPS complex; endosome
Molecular function (GO): protein-macromolecule adaptor activity
Source: RefSeq, a predicted model, not a curated record
AUGUCGUCGGAGGAGCAAGAUAGGAUGGAUAUCGUCAAGAAACAAAGGCAGAGUAUCGCCAAAGAGCUCGAGGAUGGAAAUGUGCAAAAGGAGAAGGCGGCGAAAUUUCUGUUAUCUAUUAUUGAGCAUGUGAAUCUUCAAGCUUCAGUUGUUUUUCGGUUACAGGAUUCGCUACGGACAUUUUUGCUACGAAAACUUGAUACUCUGACUAAGGAUGAUAAAUGCCAAAUCACAAUGAUCUCCAUGUGGGCUGUAGAGCUUUACUUAGACAAGAUAAACCGGUUGCUUUUGGAAGAUGAUGCAGGAAAGCCUGGUAACGGUGUAUCAGAAAUGAACAAAUCUGAGUAUCAGUUAAUUGUACCAGAAUUUCGAGCCUUUCUUAGUGACUGUAAGGAUGUUUUAGAUGAGGCAACAACAAUGGACUUAUUGGAGAGGCACGGUAGAAUUGAUGAGUUGGUCUACUUUGCUGGGCUGAAGGAGCACUAUGAAAUUGUCAUUCACUAUUAUAUUCAGCAAGGUGAAACGAAGAAAGCAUUAGAGGUGCUCCAGAAACCUAAUGUUCCUAUAGAUCUUCAGUAUAAAUUUGCCCCUGAUCUGAUCAUGCUUGAUGCUUAUGAGACUGUUGAAUCAUGGAUGGCUACAAAUAAGCUGAACCCAAUGAAGCUAAUACCAGCAAUGAUGCGCUAUGCAAGUGAACCACAUGCCAAGAAUGAGACUCAUGAGGUCAUCAAGUACUUAGAAUUCUGUGUUCACAAUUUGCAUAAUGAGGAUCACGGGGUUCAUAAUUUGCUACUUUCAUUGUAUGCCAAGCAGGAUGAUGAGAGUGCAUUGGUACGAUUCUUUCAAUUCAAGUUUGGCAAAGGACGAACAAACGGUCCAGAGUUUUUCUAUGAUCCCAAAUAUGCUCUCCGGCUAUGUCUAAAGGAAAAGAAAAUCCGUGCAUGUAUUCAUAUUUAUAGUAUGAUGUCCAUGCAUGAAGAAGCUGUGGCCCUUGCAUUGCAGGUAGACACAGAGCUUGCGAUGGCAGAAGCUGAUAAAGUUGAAGACGAUGAAGAUUUGAGGAAGAAGCUAUGGCUUAUGGUUGCAAAACAUGUAAUUGAGCAAGAGAAAGGAGUUAAAAGGGAGAAUAUAAGAAAAGCUAUAGCAUUUCUCAAGGAAACUGAUGGACUUCUGAAAAUUGAGGAUAUUCUCCCAUUCUUUCCAGACUUUGCCCUUAUCGAUGACUUCAAAGAAGCAAUCUGUUCUUCAUUGGAAGAUUACAACAAGCAAAUCGAACAAUUGAAACAAGAAAUGAAUGAUGCUACUCAUGGAGCUGACAACAUACGGAGUGAUAUUAGUGCCCUUGCCCAAAGAUAUGCUGUAAUUGAUCGUGAUGAAGAAUGUGGGGUUUGUAAAAGGAAAAUAUUAACGGCUGGAGGGGCACCUCUUCUAGCUAGGGGUUAUACAUCAACUGGACCUAUGGCCCCCUUCUUUAUUUUCCCGUGUGGUCAUUCCUUUCAUGCAAAUUGUCUGAUUGCUCAUGUGACUCGCUGCACAAGUCGCACCCGAGCUGAAUACAUACUGGACCUUCAGAAGAAGCUCAGCUUACUCGCAGAUAAGGCCACAAAUGAAUCAAACGGCACUGCAGAAGAUGAAUCCAUCACUAGCAUGACACCUCUUGAAAAGCUUCGAUCACAACUUGAUGAUGCUAUAGCUAGUGAGUGUCCCUUCUGUGGUGACCUGAUGAUCAGAGAGAUCUCAUUGCCUUUUGUUCUGCACGAAGAUGCAGAGGAAAUAGCUUCUUGGGAGAUCAAGCCUCAUGUGACAAGUCAGAAAAUUCUACCUAUGACCAUAUGAUGCCUGGUUCUUUGCUCAUUCAAAAUUGUACGUAGUCUAUGUUUCCUCCUGACAUGAAUGCGAAGCAGCUAUUGACGUGGAUUACAUAGAUUUACUGUAUCUACCUGCAAUCUACUGUAUAAAGCCGAGCAAUCUUUGAUACUCGACAGUUGUUUUUUUUUGUUAUUUAUUAUGUAUUUCUGAUCGAAGUGAUUAUUUUGCCUUUUACAAUUUUGUUAAACUUUUGUAUCUAGUUCUUGAUGAACAACUGGAAAUAAAGAUUUUAUUUUAUUUUUCU